AUGAUUGGUCAAAAACUGCAUUGUGGCGGUGCGAUAAUAACAGAUCUACAUAUUCUUACCGCUGGACACUGCAUCACUUUUGGUGUCCAUUUCCGUGAUAUAACGGUCGACGUAGGAAUGCAUGAUCGACUGGACGCGUCGCAUACCGUAUUUCAAGUGGUGAACGGUGUAAAACAUCCUAGUUUCACGUCCAACGCAGUUCGAGACAUUAAUGAUAUCGCCAUCUUGACACUAGACAAUCGAUUAAAAUUCUCCGAUAAGGUGCGACCAAUUUGCUUACCAAGUGAAGAUAUGAAUUUCAACGACUUAGCACUAACUGUGGCUGGAUGGGGAAAAACAAGACAGGGAGCUCUGACAUCUUCACGUUACUUGCAAGAAACCAAAGUCGAGAUAGUCGACCCUGAACAGUGUACUAAGUCUUCUAUUUACAAAGAUAAUCUUGUACCUGACAGUAUGAUGUGUGCCUACAAUCUUGGAAAAGAUGCUUGCCAGGGAGAUAGUGGAGGACCGUUGUUUUCCACUCAUUCAAGUACGCGUAAUACAAAAUGGUAUCAAAUUGGAAUCGUAUCUUGGGGUAUAGAUUGCGCUUUGCCGGAUUAUCCAGAAUGUGGCAAACCGCAAGACACAUUACUCUCGAUGAGGAUAGUGGGAGGCCGAAGAGUGGAGCCUCAUUCGUAUCCAUGGACUGUAGCGAUAAUAAACAAUGGGCGUAUGCAUUGCGGUGGUGCUUUGAUUUCUACUAAGCAUGUGCUCAGCGCUGGACAUUGUUUUAAAUGGGACAACAUAAUUAAUAUGAUAGUACUUAUUGGUUUGGAUAAUAUAGAUGACUUAUCGAACGUACAAAAGAGAAAUAUAUCUAAAGUCGUCAUACACGAGCAGUUUUCGUCUACGGCGAUGCGAGACGAGAAUGAUAUCGCCAUUGCUACGCUGAAUGAACCUGUUCCUUUUGGUGCUACGAUUGCACCGGUUUGUUUACCCAUCCCAGGCCAAGAAUUCGGUGGUUAUGUUGGCACAAUAGUCGGAUGGGGGCGUGUAGGUGUUGACAAAAUGUCAUCAAAUGUCCUCUUGAAGGCCAGCUUAAAUAUACUUAGUGACAGAGAAUGCUGGUCUUCCAAGUUGUCGCAACAUCUCAAGCCGAUGAUGAUGUGCGCUUACUCUAAAGGAAAGGACGGUUGUCAGGGAGACAGUGGUGGACCCCUCUUAGUAUUUGACAGUAAUGGAAGAUAUGUGCAAGCAGGAAUCGUUUCUUGGGGAAUUGGAUGCGCCGACCCCAGAUAUCCAGGAGUCUACACUAAAGUAAGUCACUUUACUGACUGGAUUCUGCGAAAUACUGCCGAUGGGGAAAAGUGCCAAUAUUAG
Messenger RNA from Parnassius mnemosyne (clouded apollo), 1359 nucleotides. The record is from the annotation of a GenBank genome assembly. Lineage: Eukaryota; Metazoa; Arthropoda; Insecta; Lepidoptera; Papilionidae.